Molecule: messenger RNA, 2105 nt
Organism: Fukomys damarensis (Damara mole-rat)
Lineage: Eukaryota; Metazoa; Chordata; Mammalia; Rodentia; Bathyergidae
Gene: Lhfpl5
Product: LHFPL tetraspan subfamily member 5
Exons: 4
Coding region: 1-660 (219 amino acids)
Biological process (GO): detection of mechanical stimulus involved in sensory perception; sensory perception of sound
Cellular component (GO): plasma membrane
Source: RefSeq, a predicted model, not a curated record
AUGGCGAAGCUGCUGCCCGCGCAGGAGGCGGCCCGGAUCUACCACACCAACUACGUGCGCAACGCGCGCGCCGUGGGCGUCAUGUGGGGCACGCUCACCAUCUGCUUCUCCGUGCUGGUCAUGGCCCUCUUCAUCCAGCCCUACUGGAUCGGUGACAGCGUGAACACCCCGCAGGCCGGCUACUUCGGCCUCUUCUCCUACUGCGUGGGCAACGUGCUGUCCUCCGAGCUCAUCUGCAAGGGCGGCCCGCUCGACUUCUCCUCCAUCCCCUCCAGGGCCUUCAAGACCGCCAUGUUCUUCGUGGCCCUGGCCAUGUUCCUCAUCAUCGGCUCCAUCGUCUGCUUCAGCCUGUUCUUCGUGUGCAACACGGCCACCGUCUACAAGAUCUGCGCGUGGAUGCAGCUGGCGGCAGCCACAGGUCUAAUGAUUGGCUGCCUGGUCUACCCAGAUGGCUGGGACUCCAGCGAGGUGCGGCGCAUGUGUGGGGAGCAGACGGGCAAGUACACGCUGGGCCACUGCACCGUCCGCUGGGCCUUCAUGCUGGCCAUCCUCAGCAUCGGCGACGCCCUCAUCCUCUCCUUCUUGGCUUUCGUGCUAGGCUACCGGCAGGACAAGCUCCUCCCUGAUGACUACAAGGCAGAUGGAAAAGAGGAAGUCUGACGCAGCUGGAGGGUCGAUCAUCUAUUUCCCAAACAAUGGAAAAUAAGGGAAUCUUAAUUCUUCAGAAAUAAAAAUUCUUUCCUUCCAGCUUUCUUACCCCUGGCCACCACAGGCCCGAGACUCCAAGCCUUCCACGGCCGGAUCAAGGCCCCAGCUCCCGAGACAAGGCCUCCUGCUGCUUGCAGGAAGAGCUUCAGGUGCAGAACUGCAGCGACUCCAGUCAAGGAAACUGAGACUGAACAGCACGGGGGCCCGCUGCACUCACAGGACCUGGCCACGCUUUGCCAAGGGAAGACACUCACUUGUCUACAGAAGGAGAGGCGGCUGGCAGUGUGCUGGAUCAUUUCAGGUGGAGGGUUAGGGCAUCCUCUGCCUCUCCCUUUUUUCUUACUGCUGCUCAGAGAGGGGUAAGGAGAGGUCACUGGAACUCACACCUUUCAACGCCCAUCAGGAAGUCUAAUGAAGAUUAAGUAAACACAGGCUGUUUCCGGGUUGGGCACAGCUCAGGGGUACAGGGCUUGCCAAGUACGGGCGAGGCCCUGGAUUUCACCCUAGCAUCGUAGACGAUUUCCGGUGACAACAAAGGCCUCUCGAGAUGAACUUGAGAACCCAUCCCUAGGAAGGACACCACAAAUCACGGUCCAGAGGCUGGGGUGCAGUUCGGUGGCACUGUGCCUGCCUGGCAAGCGCAAGGUCCGAAGUCCAAGUCCUGGUACAAACAACAACAAUAAACCCACCACAGUUCACUGUAGUGCCCAUCCUAACCUAACCAGAACCAGCUACCAGAUUCAGAAAUGUUACUUACAUCCCAGUAAUUUGUUGUAAUACAGUAAAUGUCUUUUUUUUGAGACGUUCUCACUGUGUAGUCCAGGCUGGCCUUGAACUUGUGGCCAUCUUCCUGUCUCAGCCUCCCCAGUGCUGGGAUUACAGGUGUGCACCACCACACCGGGCCUAGAUGCGAGUUCGUGCCCUAAGCUUUGGACCUGGCACACCACCUGCUCACUCUGGUAGAUGCCCUGCCUCAGGUGUGCACGCAACUGGCCUGAGGAGCAGGAUCUGGCCUUUGUCCGUUUCUGUCAGUAACUAAACCAUGCGGGUGAACUGGCCUCUCACAGUGGAGAGGAAGCAAAUGCUGAAGGGAGCUAUAAUGAAUCUUGCUGCUUCAUCUGGGGACGUGGGAAAUUUUCUCCCUGGCUUUGCACAUUUAAUGCUUCUUGACAGCUCACCGUGUGGCCCUGUUCUGUUCAGGUGGGCUAGGAACAAACGCCCAGUGCUGUUCCAGUGCAACAGUUGGUGGUGAGAACUGUUACCAUGGAAUCUGUCACUGUCCCUAGCAGCUGGCUUACAAGACUAGUCACUUUCUUUUGCAGAAAAAUAACUCACAAGCAUUUUUUUUUUUAAAUGGCUUUUUGAGACAGGGUCUCACUCUGUAGUAGAGACUGAUC